AUGGUGCAGAGCAGUACUUGCUAUCGUCCUGGAGCCAAAAAGAGCCCCAGCAGCUUCAUGGCAUUGCCCUGGGACAUAACUUGGAGCUCACGCUCUGUCCCAACCUUGGCGGAUCCACAGCACUUCAGUCAGGAAGAUCUACAGGCCUCAUCAGGAGUGUUUUGGCUCCAAGAACGAUGGGCAACUGUGCCUGUUUUUGAAGAAACCCUGUUUUUGAAAGACAUCAGUGAAGAUACACAAAAGCAAGCAGGGCUUGAAAAACAGCUUCUUUGUGAUGACGUUGCCAAAGCAGACACUGCCGAAGAUGAUGGAAAACUGUCCUUUGAUGAAUUCAAAGCUUACUUUGCUGAUGGAGUUCUGAGUGGAGAGGAACUGCAUGAACUUUUUCACACCAUUGAUAUACACAAUACUGACAAUCUUGACACAGAAGAGCUCUGCGAAUAUUUUUCCCAGCACUUAGGAGAGUAUGAAAAUGUUCUAUCUGUAUUGGAAGACUUAAACAUAACCAUACUGAAGGCAAUGGACAAAACAAAGAAAGACUAUCAGAAAGCUUCUAAUUUGGAGCAGUUUGUGACUCGCUUUCUUUUGAAGGAAACACUGAAUCAGCUCCAGUCCCUCCAGAGCUCCCUGGAGUGUGCCAUGGAAACCACAGAGGAGCAGACUCGGCAGGAGAGACGAGAUCCAACAAAACCAGAAGUUCUCUCAAUUCAAUGGCCAGGAAAACGCUCAGCUCGAAGGCUUCAGAGGAACAACAGCCUCUUGCCAAACAGUCCUCAUUUUAGCACAGGUUGGUUUGAGGAAGACAACCAGUGGAUGACCCAGAUAAACAGGCUACAAAAGCUGAUUGACAGGCUGGAAAAGAAGGACCUAAAGCUUGAGCCAUUUGAAGAGGAAGUUUUGGAAGAAAAUGCAAGAUCUCACAUAAUGAUUGUUCAACGUCAAAUGUCUGUAAUAGAAGAAGACAUAGAGGAAUUUCGGCUUGCUCUGAAGCAGUACGUGGAAUCUGCUUCUACUCAGGGUGGCUGCUUGCAUGUUUCCAUACAGAAGCUUCCAAGUGAUUCCCGCUUCAUUGUUUAUGAGUUCUGGGAGAACAGCAAUGCCUGGAAUAGUCACCUUCAAAUGAAUUACAGCAAGACAUUCCAAAGAAGUAACGUGGACUUCUUGGAAACUCCAGAGCUCAUAACAACAAUGCUAGUCCCUGCAUCAUGGUGGGUCCUCAAUAACAACUAAAAGCUGUUGUUCCAAGUAAUGUUAAUGUUGCAUUGCUUUUCCUGAC
Messenger RNA from Colius striatus (speckled mousebird), 1276 nucleotides. RefSeq names its product N-terminal EF-hand calcium binding protein 1 (gene NECAB1). The transcript has 13 exons. Gene Ontology annotation, cellular component: cytoplasm. The record is from RefSeq and is a predicted model, not a curated record. The coding region runs from base 1 to 1230 and encodes 409 amino acids. Lineage: Eukaryota; Metazoa; Chordata; Aves; Coliiformes; Coliidae. Gene Ontology annotation, biological process: regulation of amyloid precursor protein biosynthetic process.